AACAAGCAAGGAAGACAAGGAUAGCGGUUCUUGUUUUCCGACUGCCCUGGCAGCAGACGGUCGAGCCCAAAGACAGCUGAAGAGGCUGGGAGGUCAACGUUUUGCCGUUUGCGGUUUAGCGCGACAACUCAUAACCAGGACAACCGGCCGCUUAUGUCAUCCACGGUGGUGUUCCUGAGGCCGCAAUGGUCCCACCGCCCGUGGCGCCAGGCCUAUCAGGAUCCACCAAUUAAGCAGGCUAUCUAAUCAAUCAAUCAAUCAAUCAGCCCGCGCCAUCGGGGCUCACGCGGACACCGCAAGUGUUCGUGCAGCUGGCUUAUCUCGACAACCAUGUCCGCCCUGAGAACCAACUUCCCCUAGACAUGUUCUCAUCUUUGGGGCUCUCGCUCACUUGAAACCCUAUGUUCUUGAUCCUGGCUCCUUCCAUAUCAUCAUGUCUCAAACUGAGAUCUUCGUCAAGGCCCUCUCGCGGCUCCUAGGCUGGAUAUAUACGAUCUGCUGGUCAGCAUCAUUCUAUCCCCAGCCGAUUCACAACAUACAACGCCGCUCGACCACCGGUCUUUCUAUCGACUUUCCCUCCAUCAAUGUCCUCGGAUUUGUGUGUUACAUGAUUUACACAGCGGCAUUCCUUUACUCUCCUGUGAUUCGCGACCAGUACGCGGCCCGCAACCCAGUGUCACCGGAACCUACCGUGCGUUUCAACGAUUUUGCUUUUGCCCUCCACGCCGUGGCCCUGAGCGCUAUAUAUUACAGCCAAUUUUGGCCUUGGAUAUGGGGAUUCAAAGUGUCGCGGUAUCAGAGAAUUAGCAGGCCCGUCGCUGGUAUAUUCUGGGGCUCCUUGGUCGCUAUCGCGAUCGUGGUUGCUAUCGUGCGCUCUAAGAGCCCCGAUGGCGGCUACGAUCCGUCGUCGUGGGCAUGGAUCGAUGUUAUCUACACAAUGUCGUAUGUGAAGCUCGUCAUCACGGUUGUGAAAUAUAUCCCCCAGGCAUGGGUCAACUACAAGCGGAAAUCCACCGUCGGUUGGAGCAUUUCCACUAUCUUGUUCGAUAUAACUGGUGGAGUUCUCUCCCUGCUCCAAUUGAUCAUCGACUCGAGCUUCCAGAACGAUUGGAGCGGCAUCACGGGCAACCCAGCCAAGUUCUUGCUUGGCAAUGUUACGAUCUUCUUUGACCUGAUCUUCAUCGUGCAGCACUAUAUACUGUACCGAGAGGCCCGUGAGAAGAAAGACGACACUCAUGCACCCACACUGCGGACUCCGCUGCUGUCUGCCGCCGGAGAACUGCCAAGGUAGGGGCUUUGGAUAUUAACCCGAUAACUGCAUGACUACCACUCCCUGAGCGCUUCGAAAGAAGCAAAUAGACAAUGGGUAGACGACAACUUUACUCUGUCGUGGAACGGCACGGGUUGGAUAAAGCUCCAGGAGAGCAGCGAUUAGAUUGACAUUGACCAUUCCUACAUACCAGUUUCCAUCCGUGCCCCUUUUUUUGGCCUGCACCAAUCUCGCGGUGAUAGACCUGACGGGGAUCUCAGAGACCUGGUCAGAAUUCAUUUCUUUGAAAGAACUACUAGACUACCUUGGCUAUAUCCAGAAUAUAUUCUUAACC
Molecule: messenger RNA, 1604 nt
Organism: Paecilomyces variotii
Lineage: Eukaryota; Fungi; Ascomycota; Eurotiomycetes; Eurotiales; Thermoascaceae
Product: L-cystine transporter
Exons: 4
Coding region: 434-1291 (285 amino acids)
Biological process (GO): L-cystine transport
Cellular component (GO): vacuolar membrane; fungal-type vacuole
Molecular function (GO): L-cystine transmembrane transporter activity
Source: RefSeq, a predicted model, not a curated record